CGCUGCCCAGGCCUUGUCUGCUCGGAUAACAACAAAACGAAACAAACAAGCAGGCAGCAGGCACCAGGCACAGGCAGUGCACAGCAGGGCUUGAGAACAGUAAAGUGUCAACGCCGGUGAGAUCGAGAAUAAAAAAGUUUGCUGAUGCGCAGAGUAUUCAACUUGAGCUGAAAGUAUUGAAACACACACCUAAAAUACCGCUGUUGAACAUGAAGUAAAAUCCUCAUUGCAACAUUGGGUUGUUGGUUCAAUGUGUGCUUUUGACUGGACAAAAUUUGCCUUCUAAUAACAUCAGCGCCAGCAUGGCUUCACAAGCCAAGUUCUCAGAUAUGAUGUCCCAGUUUUCUAGUGGAAAUGGACCUUACAAACCACCGCCUCCUAAAAAACAGCGACAAAAAAUAAAAGCUCAAUACUCUCAACUGGACGUGCAGAGCGUUGACGUUUCAAACUCAACAAACAAAUGCUUAACUGGGAAUGCAGAAAAUGCUGUAAAACCAGUCCAAAAUAAUGAGUUUGAGUGGUCUGAUGAAGAAAUAGAUGGCGUGGAAUUGGAUGCAAUCCUAUCCCAGUAUGACGUUCCUCGUGAGUCUGCGGCCCAAGCUGAGGCUAAUUGUAAUCCUGCACCACAAAUGGAAGACUGUGAAAUGAUUAAGCCGGACUCCAAAAUAAAUCUGCCUCGUCAAGACAUCAUUAUUGAAAAAACAAUGACCAAGCAGGUAGACCCAAAACCAAGCUCUUCAAAUCUGAAAAAAGAUGAGCUUGAGAAGCAAGCCAGCUCUCAAGUGGUCGCAGCACUUAAAAGAGCACCAAAUGCUGAAAAAAGGAGAGCCAAACGCAGCGCUGAAAGCAACAGCUCAAAUACACCUACUGUUGAUUGUGUUGAUCCCAUAUUUGAUGUGAUAUUGACAUUGAAGACUGAAAAGAAGAAAUGUGAUCAGGAUAUCAAAAGCAAAGAGGAACUUGAAAAAACUGAAGCUCUUCUCAGUGCGACAUAUGCUGAAUUAAUGAAUGUUCCAACAUACAGUCCUAGGCUUUACACAUCUAAAAAUAUACAUCAACAUUGGGAGUUAAGAAGUUUAGAUAGCGCAGAGAAAUGGUUUCCCGAAGAACAGGCGCCUAGCCUCCGACUUCAACUCGUUUUACUCGAAUCGACUUGCAAUGCCGACUUGUUGAAUCUGAGCCGAAACUUAAAUGAGCCUAUAGAUUUGAGCUAUCAAAAGGAUUCUCCAAACAUGCACGGUCUUCCUCUGGUGCUGCAACAAAUAGCUCAAAUCUGUGAUACUGCUGCUAUCAGACACGAUUAUUUCACAUUAGGCCCUGUUGUGUGUGCAUCAGUCAAUUUUAUCACCAGUGUUCUUCUCUUUCCAGACAACAACUAUUUACACAUAAGCCACUGGAUAUUGCAAAAAUGUGCUGACAUGAAAACUGUGCCUUGUGUGCUUCUAUCGUUGCUGGAAGCGAUGCAUAGAAUAUUGGCGUCAAAGCCCAAGCUGCUGAAAGGCAUUUGCCUCCACGGCUACCAUGAUGGCCCUGAAUGCCAUCUGGCAAAAAUAUGCCGAAAGCUUGCUGCCAUCAUCCACCCUGAAGAAACUGUCAAGGGCCAACAGACAGACCAGUUUGCCAAAGAAUUGAAGGAGCAUGGUCCACAGAAAGAAGUUUACAAGAUCCAGGUGGCUCUGAAACUCUGUGAUGUCAUGACUAGUCUGCAUUUUGCAUCAUCGGUCAAUCUUCCUGGGUGCAUUUCUCCAGCUCACUCUGCAGAGUGCAUGAGAAGCAUUUUUCGGCUAACAUCUAAAAUCGUCAUUUAUUUUUCCACACUAAGGAAUACAGAUUAUGACUGUGAAGACUUGUUCAGGAAGUUUGCCUUGGUUAUGAGUUGGAUGUCUGCAAACCGAGCUCACUUCAAACUCCUUGUCUGCGAUAUGCACGCAGAGCUUUACUGUUUUUUGGCCAAGCAAGCUAAAGUACCUCACGAUUCGCUUGUUGGAGUCGUCAUUAAAAAACUUAUUUCCACUUAUUCAACCUGGCGAACCGAAUUGUGGGAUACACAAGAGGUGGCAAAACUGCGCCGGCUGUCAUCAGUUGCAGAGAUAAGCACUCCAAAAUCUUCCGAGAAAAUGUCUCUACUUUGAGAGAAACUCCGAAAAGAACUGUGCGAAACAAAAAGAUUCAUAAAAUUGGGAAUGUAAUCUAUCUUUGAAAUAGCAAUUUUGUAACUGAAAGUUCUAUUUAUAGUUAUCUCCAUUUUCUGAUCUUUGUAAAUUUCUACUCCUGCCAAAUAAUAUAAAUUUGAGGCAUUUUUAUAAAAAUUUUAAUUUUUUGUUUCUGCUUACCCAAGAAAUAUACCUGAAGUAGAUUCUUCCUCAAACAAAAUUAUUAUUUUUUGUCACGUCCUCACUUGAAAAGGUUUUCAAAUUUUUGUCAGGAACAAAAUAAAUGCAGGGGCUUU
Messenger RNA from Cloeon dipterum, 2449 nucleotides. RefSeq lists its product as uncharacterized. The record is from RefSeq and is a predicted model, not a curated record. The transcript is spliced from 9 exons. Bases 303 to 2132 code for a protein of 609 amino acids. Lineage: Eukaryota; Metazoa; Arthropoda; Insecta; Ephemeroptera; Baetidae.